AUAUUAUUUUCCCUCCUCGCCCUCAACAUCACCGAAAAAAACUGACAUUUUCCUCUCUGUCCCAUCUCUCUUUUGACACGCACAGAAAAGAGCCACCAAAAUAAAAGGAGGAUUUGUAACUGGGUGAGAUUUAAAGUCCUCAAAUUUGGUGAUCUCUGAUUUGGAUUUUUUUUCUUGAAAAAAUCGAAAAUGGUGAGUUUGGGAGAGAUAUUAAAACACCCAGAUGAUUUAUACCCACUAUUGAAGCUGAAAAUGGCUGCUAAACAUGCUGAAAAACAGAUCCCGUCUGAACCUCACUGGGCUUUCUGUUAUUCCUUGCUUCAUCGGGUCUCUCGUAGUUUUGCUCCCGUUAUUCAACAGCUUGGCACAGAACUCCGUAACGUUGUGUGCAUUUUUUACUUGGUUCUUCGAGCCCUUGACACUGUUGAGGAUGAUACAGCUGAAAGCUCGUUACAUAGGGAGGUGAGAAGAUCCUCUCCUGGGGGCUCCCCUACUUCCCCUUCAAGUGGUAUUCAAGAGAGGAGGUAUAAUCGGAGUCCCCACUCUGUUCCAGCAAGGGAGAGAAGGAUGUUGCCUCAGACUCCCAACGAUGACAUCCCCGGCAACAUCUGUGCCGGAAGUGGAAUUCGUGGCUCGCCACUAACCUGGAGAGUACGCUGCCCAGAUGCCUCUUCCGGAUGA
Messenger RNA from Populus euphratica (Euphrates poplar), 681 nucleotides. RefSeq names its product squalene synthase-like. Gene Ontology annotation, cellular component: endoplasmic reticulum membrane. The record is from RefSeq and is a predicted model, not a curated record. Lineage: Eukaryota; Viridiplantae; Streptophyta; Magnoliopsida; Malpighiales; Salicaceae. Gene Ontology annotation, molecular function: squalene synthase [NAD(P)H] activity. Bases 190 to 681 code for a protein of 163 amino acids. The transcript has 4 exons. Gene Ontology annotation, biological process: farnesyl diphosphate metabolic process; biosynthetic process.